Momordica charantia (bitter melon) is the source of this 2320-nucleotide messenger RNA. RefSeq names its product NAD(P)H dehydrogenase B1 (gene NDB1). Gene Ontology annotation, molecular function: calcium ion binding; NADH dehydrogenase activity. Gene Ontology annotation, cellular component: mitochondrion. NCBI's taxonomy places the organism in Eukaryota, Viridiplantae, Streptophyta, Magnoliopsida, Cucurbitales, Cucurbitaceae. The record is from RefSeq and is a predicted model, not a curated record.
CAGCUAACUUCAUCUACCAUAGAGUAAUUUUUUUCUAACUCUGAUUUCGGGAUGGAAGGGAUCGAGGACAAUGCCAAUUUCUUCUCAGAGUUAGUACAUUCGUUCGACCUGAUUUGAGAUUUGUUGUUUUGACUUUUUAGAGCUCUAAUAUCGCUUUGUUUUGAGUUUCAAGAAGCAAUGGAUAAUCGAGUAAGGGUCAGGGAAUAGAUUAUUUAUCUUGGUAUGACGACCGACGUGACGGUAAUUAGCGGAGGUCUAUUGGCAUAUGCAGAAUCACGAUCAGACACUGGCAAUCCUAUUGAGGAGUGCCCAAAAAAGAGAGUUCUGGUGCUUGGAACAGGAUGGGCCGGUAUCAGUUUCCUCAAGGAUCUGGAUGCUUCAAUAUAUGAUGUUCAGGUUGUUUCGCCUCAGAAUUAUUUCUCAUUUACUCCUUUGUUACCUAGUGUUACAUGUGGAACAGUUGAAGCACGGAGCAUUGUCGAACCAGUUCGAAACAUCGUGAAGAAGAGAAAAGGUGAAAUUAAAUUCUGGGAAGCUGAAUGCAUUAAGAUUGAUGCUGCAAACAAAAAGGUUUUCUGCCGGUCUAAUGUUGACAAUAACUUGGUUGGAAAUAGGGAGUUCGAUUUAGAAUAUGACUAUUUGGUAAUAGCAAUGGGAGCACAAGUAAAUACUUUUAAUACGCCUGGUGUCAAGGAGAACUGUCAUUUUCUCAAGGAAGUGGAAGAUGCUCUGAAGAUCCGCAGAAGUGUUAUAGAUUGCUUUGAAAUGGCUGUUAUUCCCAGUCUUAGUGACGAAGAGAGAAGGGAAAAUCUUCAUUUCGUUAUUGUUGGAGGGGGUCCCACUGGGAUUGAAUUUGCUGCAGAGCUUAAUGACUUUUUGGAAGAAGAUUUAGUUAAUCUAUAUCCUACGGUUAAAGAUCUGGUGAAAAUUUCAGUGAUUCAAUCAGGAGAUCACAUCUUGAAUGCGUUUGAUGAAAGAAUUAGUUCAUUUGCGGAACAAAAGUUCCAAAGAGAUGGUAUCGAUGUGUACACAGGAUGUCGGGUUGUCAGUGUAUCUGAUAAGGACAUUAAGAUGAAGGUGAAAUCAACUGGAGAAUUCUGUUCAAUACCGCAUGGACUAAUUGUGUGGUCUACGGGCAUCAUGACUCGUCCUGUUGUGAAGGAUUUCAUGGAGCAGAUUGGCCAGGGCAAGAGACGUAUUCUAGCUACUGAUGAAUGGCUUCAAGUGAAGGGCACUCAGAAUGUGUAUGCCAUUGGUGAUUGUGCUACAAUUGACCAACGCAAAAUUAUGGAAGAUAUCUCCACCAUAUUUAAAGCUGCAGAUAAAGAUGAUUCUGGAACCUUGACAGUUAAAGAAUUUCAAGAUGUUAUAGAUGAUAUCCUCAUAAGGUAUCCUCAAGUGGAAAUAUAUUUGAGGAGCAAACAUCUACGCGAUGUUAAAGAUCUGUUGAAAGAUUCUCAGGGGCAUGAGAACGGUGUAGAUAUUGAAGGAUUUAAGUCAGCUCUUUCUCACGCUGACUCGCAGAUGAAAAGUCUUCCUGCUACUGCACAGGUUGCUGCCCAGCAGGGUGCGUAUCUUUCCAGGUGCUUCAACCGCAGGGAGCAUUGCACUGAGAAUCCUGAAGGCCCACGACAGUUUAAGAGUUCUGGACGUCAUCUAUUUCUUCCCUUUCGGUACAAGCACUUGGGACAGUUCGCUCCUUUAGGAGGAGAACAAGCUGCUGCAGAACUCCCUGGAGACUUGGUUUCCAUGGGUCGCAGCACUCAGUGGCUCUGGUAUUCUGUAUAUGCAAGCAAGCAGGUCAGCUGGCGCACAAGGUUUCUAGUAGUAUCAGACUGGACAAGAAAGUUUAUCUUCGGGAGAGACUCAAGCCGCAUCUGAAACUAACCACCAUUUAAAGGGCUUCAACAUAUCUUCAAGUUCAAGGCUUUUGAACAAUCACUUCUGCGUGUUCGCUCGAUCUUCGGUGGCCCUCACUAUUUUAACUCUACGCCUGAUUUCCAUGCUUGGUUUCAACGUAAUUGUUCAGUUUUUUCUUUUUGAACAAAAAUAACUUUUUAUUGAUAAAAAGUUGUAAUUGUUCAUUAGCAGAUGGCAAAGGAAAUAACAGUUCGUAUUGGUACAAAAUGUUAUUUAGCUUCACGUUUCAAUUGCUGAGUGGCUCAAUGAAAGAUAAUUUUUUAAGAUAUUUUCACCAGUGAAGCGAGUAACAGCAACGCCCUUUCAGAAGAUGCCGUGUAGCCAUGGAUGUUAGAUUUCAAGCUAACCCUUCACAAUAAGUUGCAGGUUCUUCUCAGGCUCUUAACUCUGAACCAUUAUU